CCAUCAGGCUGGGAGUCACACAUGCGCGACCAAUGGCUGCGACGUUGGACGGCCAGGGCGUCUUGGUUGCUGCUGCAGGGCCUGGAUGCAUGGCGACGACGCACGGCUCAUGCACCAGCCCCGUCUGAACUCUUCUCGUUGGUGCUGGCGCCGUCCUCAACGGCGGACCCCCAGUCCCCGCAUCCCUUCGGGCGGCUAACGGCAACACGACAGCUCAUGGCUCAUGCCACGGCUCGAGGGGGGACACCGUCCUUCCUCCACUCGCGACACACGGGAGCAAGCGCCGUGCUGGUGGGGUGGUGGCCCUGAAGAGCCUGCCACUGCUGUGUCGCCUGCGUGUGGUGCUGGCUGGCUUGGGCCCCUUGAUCUGCACACCCAUUCAUUUCUUCCACACAUCCAUCACUGCCGCCCAUCCCAUCUCUGCCCACCACCGGCGUUGUUUCAUGGAAGCCUUGAACAAGGCGAUCCCGAUGUUCCAAAGAACACGAAGAGCUAAAGUGGACGAGGAAAAAAAAAGAAGAGAAAGAAAGAAGAAGAUAUAAGAUGACAAGAAGAAGGAAAAUGACAGCGAGAACAAGAAAGAAACCAUGAUGUCAAAAGCAAGGACGAAAAAAAAAAAGUUUCUGCGUCCAAGCUCUGGCAGGCCGUGAAACGAUCAUCAGUCCCCGUGACGUUGGGCGCUAUAGUUCUAGAAGCUGUCCACCUUUUUCAUACAUUCGCCCUUUUCGCCCACUGACAGGAUGGCCAAGAGGAGAACAAAGGAAUGAGGGGGGAAAAAUUCAAGAUGAAAAAGGGGGAUUCGGAUGGCCUGCGUCAGUCACGACCACCCCGCCUGGGCCUCAAGACCCGACUGGCAGUUUUUGAUAUCCCCCAGUCCUAUUGGGUCUGAUGCACCUUCGACCCCUACCCGCUAGCGUCUGGGCCGCAAAGCAGACAAAUGAGCGCAUCAUAUUGUCUCCUACGUGGACAAGAAUGGUCCUGCAGCGCUCGCAUGGCAGCCCAGUCGAACCGGCACCCCUGGCUGGGUUGACGGCUGCGAACUCUGGUUCGCCUGGCACGCUCGGUCGCACGGUAGACGGCUCUCUUUUGGUGGCCUUGUUUCCGCCUUCGUCUCUGGCCUCUGUGCCUCUCCCUGUUCCUGCACUCUGCACUCACUUUGUCGGCCCUCGUCGUUGUUUGGCUGCGCGGUCUGGUGCGGUCCUGACUGGGGCUAUGCGCUGGCCGCCGUGGCCAAUGGCGGCUCAGAAGUGCCACCUGGACAAGGGUGCUUCCCAGCAGCUCCAGACUUGGACCCCCGCCGGUCCCCAUGCUCGUCUGCUCGUCUGCUCAUCCCUCCCCCCCAUGUCGCCUGCACGAUAA
Messenger RNA from Gaeumannomyces tritici R3-111a-1, 1359 nucleotides. RefSeq lists its product as hypothetical. The record is from RefSeq and is a predicted model, not a curated record. Bases 889 to 1359 code for a protein of 156 amino acids. NCBI's taxonomy places the organism in Eukaryota, Fungi, Ascomycota, Sordariomycetes, Magnaporthales, Magnaporthaceae. The transcript has a single exon.